This is a messenger RNA of Dendrobium catenatum, 1803 nucleotides long. RefSeq names its product mitochondrial inner membrane protein OXA1-like. The record is from RefSeq and is a predicted model, not a curated record. Gene Ontology annotation, molecular function: membrane insertase activity. Gene Ontology annotation, biological process: mitochondrial respiratory chain complex IV assembly; protein insertion into mitochondrial inner membrane from matrix. Lineage: Eukaryota; Viridiplantae; Streptophyta; Magnoliopsida; Asparagales; Orchidaceae. Bases 235 to 1539 code for a protein of 434 amino acids. The transcript is spliced from 9 exons. Gene Ontology annotation, cellular component: mitochondrial inner membrane.
CUGUUAUUCGAAAAAAAGAAGAGCAAAAGCUGCAUUUCCACAUCGAAUGUGGCCGGGCGUCGCCCCGCGACCGAAAACCCUAAACCUCAAGUCUCUCCGCACCGGUCGUCAUCACGGCUGGUUCGUCAAGAAACCCUUAACCUUAGCUCGCUGAUCGCAAACCGCGCAAAAACGCUCAUGAUCCCUAUCGCCGCUUCCAAACCUUUUCAGCUCCUUCUUCAACCCUUUUAAUAGAUGGCUUGUGGUCGGAAGGCUCUGGCCUCAGGCUACAAAUACCUUUCCCGGAGAUUCCACCCCUUUUUUAUCCACAUCGUCCAAGAUGACCGUGAGCUCUACGGAUCCCCCCAACACACUCCGCUUUCGGCGAGUCCGUUGACACAACGAGCUUCAUCCUCCUCGAGACCAUUAGGAAGAUUCAGAUCACCUUCUGGAGAUUGGAGGAGGAUUGGGUUCUCCCUACCUUUUGGAAUCAAUCAUUCUUCCCGAAAUUUUUCGUCCAGCGCCGAGGGAUCGAAUGAGAUCGGUUACAUAAACGAUGUGGCAGACGUUUUGACGGAUGCUGGAGUGGAUACUGGCAUUGUGGAUGCUGCCUCAUCAGUCCCCGCUCCAUUCCCCGGCGAGGUGGCAGCAGCUGCGGCGGAUUCCUUCUUACCCGUUGCGGCACUGCAGCACCUGAUAGAUGCUGUGCAUUCUUUUACUGGCCUAAAUUGGUGGGCUUCAAUUGCCUUGACCACUGUAUUGAUUCGUGGGGCUACUCUCCCUCUUUUGGUAAAUCAGUUGAAGGCUACCAUGAAACUAAAUACAAUGAGGCCUGAGAUGGAGAAGCUCAAGGAAGAAAUGGAUAAAAAUAUGAAUCCAGAGACUCUUCAGGAGAAUCAAAAGCGAUUGAAGGCACUAUUCAAAAAGCAUGGGGUCACUCCAUUUACACCACUAAAGGGAGUUUUCAUUCAAGGCCCAGUUUUUAUAAGUUUUUUCAUGGCUAUCUCAAACAUGGUUGAGAAAGUUCCGUCUUUUAAAGGUGGCGGAGCAUAUUGGUUUACCGAUUUGACCACCCCAGAUGCCCUGUACAUCCUUCCAGUUUUGACCGCUUUGACAUUCUUGGCUACUGUAGAGUUGAAUAUGCAAGAAGGGUUGGAAGGGAAUCCAAUGGCUAACACCAUGAAGAAGUUUUCUAGAGGACUUGGUGUCCUGACUAUACCAUUUACUGCUAACUUUCCAAAGGCUAUAUUCUGUUAUUGGGUGACAUCGAACCUUUUCUCCCUUGUGUAUGGAUUUGCACUCAAACGCCCUCCCAUAAGGAAGUUCCUUAAUCUUCCUGAUGCGACUCAGAUUAAGCCUAAUCCGUCAGCACAGCCGAGCUUCUCCUUCUUCGGCGGAUCGAAAGCAGCUCUUCCCAUGGCAUCUUCAAUACAGGAGAAGGGGUCUGAGCAAACUAAAUCUGCAGAGCGAAGGGUUUCUUCAUCAACAGUUAUCAACCACCGCAUUAGAAAUCUGGAGAAGACAGUAAAAUCCCGAAAUAGGCUCAACAAGAAAAGGUGAGUUUUGUAGAAUCAUGACUGUCUUAUUCUUAUAUUUUUAAGAACAAUAUUAUUUUCUUUUAGGCUUUGGUUUUAAAUACAAAUAAAAUGAGCUGUGUAAUGUAAUCACCUGCUCUGUGGGUUUAUUUUUUGGCGAAUUUGCUUUCAAUGCCCUGCUGCUUUAAUGUAAUAGAUAGCAUUUUUUUGUACACGCCAUGAUGAUUCCUGCGAUGGGGUAUUUGUAUUAACGGUUGUCUUUCUUAAGUGGACGAAUUGCUGUUUUAUA